Molecule: messenger RNA, 3085 nt
Organism: Peromyscus californicus insignis
Lineage: Eukaryota; Metazoa; Chordata; Mammalia; Rodentia; Cricetidae
Gene: Sp100
Product: SP100 nuclear antigen
Exons: 24
Coding region: 91-2268 (725 amino acids)
Biological process (GO): regulation of transcription by RNA polymerase II
Cellular component (GO): nucleus
Molecular function (GO): protein binding; DNA binding; DNA-binding transcription factor activity, RNA polymerase II-specific
Source: RefSeq, a predicted model, not a curated record
UGGGCCACAACUGACAGUCUGGAAGCCUGUGAGGAGGCCGAGGGACCAGAGCUCACCCUCCUAGGCCCCAGGAGCAGCUUCAGGAACAGGAUGUCCACAGAACAGCAGGACCCAGGGAGUUUCUUUAAAGAUAUAUUCCCGCACUUCAAAGCACAUAGAGUGAAGAUUUCAUUUGCAAUAAAAAAGCCAUUUCCUUUUUUUGAGAUCCUCCGUGACACCGAGCUCAUCACCGAGAAAAUGUAUAAUGAUUUUAGAGAUUCCUGUACAAACCUGGUCCCUGUACAAAAAGUGGUCUACAGAGCCCUGGACAUACUGGAGAAGAGAUUUGACCUAGAGGUUCUGAGGGUACUGUUCAAUGAAGAAAACAUGAAGGCAUACCCUGAUUUGGAAUUCAUUGCCAGAAGUUUUGAAAAUGUCUCACAGAACAGAUUGUGUUUCCAUGGAGGUGACAGAGGGUACCCGCACUCCCAGCUGUGCCUUGAACAAGGACCUGGUGACAGCUGUUCUGAGGAAAGCCUGACCUUGUCACCCUCCGCUCCCUCCUCAUCUGAUGGCUGUAGAAAUAAUGAUAGAAGAAAUACCACACUCAUCCAGGAAAAUCAAACUGAGAAUCAUCAAUCCUCUGGCCUCCAGACUGACAAUGUUUUCAGUUUAGUUAAAGACCUCGAUGAAACAGUACAGAUUAACGGAGUGAGAGGAGACACCACUGGUGACAAUACUGAUGGGCCAGAAAGGCACCAAGCAGCCACAGCACGAGGCUCGGGUUCUGAGCCGGAGGAGUCCUGUGAACUAGAACUGAACGACAGACACCCACACCUGGAGCCUCACAACCCGUUGCCCUGGAAAGAAGAAAGAGCAGUGCUACUCAGCCAUGGAAACCAAAUACAGCCCUGUUCUGUGCAUCUGGUAGAUAUAAAAAAGGAAAAUUCAUCAUUUUCCUUGGAUGGUGAACAACAGACCCAGGCAAGGACCAACCACAACCAGGCACCUGAGAUAAUAGUCCUCAGCAGCGAGGAUUCUGAUGAUGGAAACAACUCAGAAGAAGAAUCCACCUCAAUCAUCUGCCAGUCAAAGCCUUUGGAUUCCAGAGAACCUCACACAUCCAGAAUAACAAACAAGAGAAAAGGUACUUCUGGUACUGAUAGCUCGAGCACCAGCAAAAGAUACAGACGGAUAAGACAUACCCAAGAUGUCGAGAACAAUUCUGCUUCAGGAAAGGAUGGUGGAAAAAUAAGGAAAAAGAGAGACAGACACGGAAAUUACUCAAUUCGGAAUAUCAAAAUGCCACUGAAAACAAACUGGAUAAAAGGUGCUUUCCUAAGGAGACGUAUCAACUCAUCUUCACGAAGAAGCAGAAAAAGAGGUCGGAGAAUUCCCAGACAAAGAAAUGUGGAUUUUAACCGUCCUGAGCUUCCGGUGACCUGUGGUAAUGUUACGGGGACUCUGUAUAAGGAGAAAUAUCAGCAAGGGAUCCAUGAGAAGAGUAUACAGAGUGAGACUGGUCAAUGGUUCACCCCCAGGCAGUUUGAAAUCAAAGGAGACCGCGAAAAAUCCAAGAACUGGAGGCAAAGCAUACGUUGCUAUGGAUGGACCCUGAAAGAACUGAUAAAGAAAAAGCGUCUACCAGACCCACCAAGGAAAAAGAGAAAGAAAGAAAACCCACAAAAUCCACAGCGAACAAAGAAAAAGCUGAAAAUUUCAAAACAGUGUACAGUGUGCUGCCGAGGAUGGAGAUUGUGCCACUGUGCUAUUUGUGGAAAAUUCUAUCAUAAGAAAUGCCACAUCCCGCCUGUGGAAGACAAGAGUGGCCCAUGGAGUUGUGUCUUCUGCAAGAUAAAGGAUCAGUUAAGGUGCCAAGAAAAUCAAGCACGUUAUAAGGAAUCAGAGGUCCUGAAGAGGAAGAUGUUGCCUGAGGAGCAGCUGAAAUGUGAGCUGCUUCUCUUGAGUAUCUAUUGCCAUUCAAAAAGUCGCUUUUUUAUCCCCAAACCAAAGAAAAGGAGAGAGAACUUUCCAGAGCUCCUCGAGCACAUGUGGCUAGGCAAAGUCAAGUACAGGCUGAAUAAGAAGACGUACCCUUCAGUGCAGCAUUUUGUGGAGGACAUGCGCCGCAUCUUUCAGAACCACAGCAUAAUCUAUAAAAACAGCAAGUUCAACAACCUUGGAGUCACAGUAGGAAGCCUAUUUGAGAAGAAUUUCAAAAUAAUUUUUUCAAUCAAUGAUACAAGCAAACAACCUCAGCCAUGUAAGCACACUGUUUUGUUAACAUAGGCCUUCCUUUCUGUUCUCUCCACUAUCCAUCCCUCCAGCCAUCAACAGCACAAUGCUCAGAGAGCCCACCGUCCACUCCACCCUUCUGUGUAAACACCCUGCCACACUUCAGCUUCUGACUUUCUAUAUUGCCCUUCCUGUUCAAUUAUCUUCCUAAAUAAAACUUAACACUUGCAAUGUGCACCAUAAUGGUGAACUGUCAGGUGCUGAGGGAGCCCACUGAGAAGAUGACUCUGGAAGCAAGAUUGUACCCUUUCCUCAUUUUAAACCCAAGUAUGUUUGUCUCCAAAUGUCCUCCAGAGCAUCUUUUCUAAGGAUGGCCUGGCCCCUCUAACCCAGUGACUGAGCAGAGAAACUAGCAAAACAGGCCAAGAGUGAAAACACUGUGCUUGGGAACAGCUAGAAGGUGAACCAUUCCAACAGAUAUAACAACUGUUUUUCCUGUGAUAUAAAACGAGAAUGAGUAGCCAGAAGUUCAGCCCUGGGAGCUCAGCCAUGGAGAGAAAACUCAAUCAGGAACUGUGGCUGACUGCUCGGCUUCCAUAGACAGUUUCCACUGGCUGUUGUGAGCAUCCAAUUUGAUAAUGUUAUCUCUUUGUUGCUAUUUAUUCUUCAACCUGGAAGCCUCACCAAAGGCUAAUUCUGCUCUGCCCUGAACUCCACUGGGAGCUCUGCCAUCCCCCCUCCCUACCUGAGGACUCCCCCCAGUCAAUUCCCCCUGGAUAUUUCAAGCACACGGUUAAUGAUACUCUCUUGUUUUUAUAUUUACUCUUGUACUUCGGCUUGUUACAUACUUAAUAAACUCACCCAUUCAAAA